Messenger RNA from Momordica charantia (bitter melon), 2411 nucleotides. RefSeq names its product cationic amino acid transporter 5 (gene CAT5). Gene Ontology annotation, molecular function: L-glutamate transmembrane transporter activity; L-lysine transmembrane transporter activity. Lineage: Eukaryota; Viridiplantae; Streptophyta; Magnoliopsida; Cucurbitales; Cucurbitaceae. Gene Ontology annotation, biological process: amino acid transport; transmembrane transport. The record is from RefSeq and is a predicted model, not a curated record. Gene Ontology annotation, cellular component: plasma membrane.
AUGAAGAUAUUUUGAAAACAAACAAAAGCGUAUUAAUCUAAACAUUAAUAGAAUUGUAAUUUGAUAAAAGAAUCUAUUGGGAGUGGGAACAAAAUCUCAAGUCAUGUGGUUGUGGAUCAAAUUGAGAAACCACUGUGCUGAGCCAGUCACAGCCAAACAAGUUGACUAGGAAGUCUUCGAUCCUAACGUCAAUGGAAGAGCAAUUGAAAAAGACAGCCGUGAAAUGAGCAUUUAAAUCUCUCUGCAAGACGGCCAAUUGGAGAUGGGACAAGUAGGACCAAUUUCAAGUAAUUGUGGGCGAAACCCAAACCCACCAUCGUCAUCUUCAAAACCAUCUUCUUUAUUUGUCAAAAUCGAUAAUGAAUGCCAGACUUUUCGUCGAGGCAGCAGCAGAACAGUACUGGUGAUUAAACCUCUAUAUAGACAAUAUUGGAUCUGAUUCUUAUCCAUAGACCUCUCCCUCUUCCUUUGCGCCAUUUCCAUAGAUAUCAAUAUGGGCGAAGAAAGUUUUCAACAGCAAAGAAGCUAUUGGUGGAGAUGGAGCAAACAAGAUUUCUUACCAGAAGAAUCCUUCCAGAGCUGGAGCAACUACGGCACUGCCCUGUCACAGACAUGGUUUCGAUUCAUGGACCGUCUCCAGAGUAGAUCAUUCGACGAAAAUGAGAUUGGGGAGCUGAAGAAACGAAGUGAGAAUGAAAUGAAACGUUGCCUCACAUGGUGGGAUCUCACCUGGUUCGGAUUUGGCGCUGUAAUUGGCGCUGGAAUCUUCGUCCUCACAGGCCAAGAAGCUAACAAACAUGCUGGACCAGCCAUUGUUCUUUCCUAUGUUGCUUCUGGCAUUUCAGCAAUGCUCUCUGUUUUCUGCUACACAGAGUUCGCAGUAGAAAUCCCAGUUGCAGGGGGCUCUUUUGCAUACCUGAGAAUUGAAUUGGGGGACUUUGCAGCUUUCAUUACUGCUGGUAACAUUCUCCUCGAGAGCAUCGUCGGCACUGCCGCUGUCUCCCGAGCGUGGACUUCUUACUUUACCUCACUUCUGGACCGACCCAGCGAUUCGUUGCGCAUCCACACAAAUCUCAAAGAGGGAUUCAAUCUUCUCGACCCCAUUGCCGUAGCGGUCCUGGCGAUUGCUGCAACAAUGGCAAUGAUCAGCACGAGGAAGACUUCAUACCUGAAUUGGAUUGCUUCUGCAGUCAAUACAGUGGUGAUUCUGUUUGUCAUAAUCGCAGGAUUCAUACACGCAGACAAAUCAAAUCUGACUCCCUUUGUGCCUUUUGGGGCUAAAGGCGUCUUCCAAGCUGCUGCAAUUGUUUACUUUGCUUAUGGAGGUUUUGAUAACAUUGCCACCAUGGCUGAGGAAACUAAAAAUCCAUCGAAAGACAUACCUUUGGGAUUGUUGGGAUCGAUGUCGAUAAUCACUGUGAUAUACUGCUUGAUGGCACUGUCGCUGAGUAUGAUGCAGAAGUAUACUGACAUAGACCCAGGUGCAGCCUACUCUGUUGCCUUCGAGAGGGUUGGAAUGAAAUGGGCCAAGUAUUUGGUGGCUCUUGGUGCUCUAAAGGGAAUGACCACUGUUCUUCUGGUCGGGGCGCUUGGGCAAGCUCGGUAUACAACUCAUAUUGCACGAGCCCACAUGAUUCCUCCUUGGUUUGCUCUUGUCCAUCCCAAGACUGGAACUCCCAUAAAUGCUACACUCUUGAUUGCCAUAUCGAGUGGCUGCAUUGCCUUCUUCUCUAGCUUGGACGUUCUGGCGAGCUUGUUGUCGGUCAGCACACUAUUUGUCUUCAUGAUGAUGGCGGUGGCUCUUCUGGUUAGGAGAUACUAUGCAAAAGGGGUCACUCCACGGUUAAACCAGUUGAAGCUUUUCAUUUUCCUGUUAACCAUCAUUGCUUCCUCCAUAGGAACUGCUGCAUACUGGGGGCUUUAUCCGAAUGGUUGGAUAGGAUAUGCCGUGACCGUCCCGAUAUGGUUCCUGGGGACUCUGGGGAUCUCAUUGCUUCUGCCAAUGCAAAGAAAACCGAAAGUUUGGGGGGUGCCACUGGUGCCGUGGCUGCCGAGUUUGUCGAUCGCAAUGAACAUCUUUCUCAUGGGAUCACUGGGUCCGGAGGCUUUUGAAAGAUUCGGAAUCUGCACACUAGUGAUGCUUAUCUACUAUGUUUUCUUUGGUCUUCAUGCAACUUAUGAUAUGGCUCAUCAACAAGACAAAUUGAUUACACAACAGCAGGCUAAAGAAGAAACCAAGCCCAGUGCGGGUCCUUAGAUUUAGACGUUGUUUAAGAAUAAUGUGCAAUUCAGUUUCAAGGCAAUCAAAUUAUCACAUUUGGACCUGCUCAUAUUUGCAGUCUUGUAGAAUUUCUUAUGAAACAAAACUCUAGUGAAGAAUUACAUGCAUACAUAUCCCGUUUGAUCUUGAA